Molecule: messenger RNA, 621 nt
Organism: Cladocopium goreaui
Lineage: Eukaryota; Dinophyceae; Suessiales; Symbiodiniaceae
Source: the annotation of a GenBank genome assembly
AUGAGCUCAAUGGGAGAUGCGGAGAUGAAAUUGCCCUGGGAGCAGGGAGUCUGGAAACGCAUUUUUGCAGAUGAUGAUGAUGACGUUUUUCCAACCGUAGUGCCACCUGUGCCAGGAGAAUAUUUAUUCCCGUCACAGUCACAAGCGGCAGGCCAUGAUGAUGCGACAGCAGAGAGGCCGAACGUGGUGGCGGCCGACAGCAAGGUGACCCUUGAUGCAGGCAGAUUGGAGGAGGAGCUUGAACCAACCUCACCCUUAGGCACAGAGGCAGCACCGGCCUCAUGCCAAGUGCAGGAGCAGGAAGAGUCAAGUGACAUAGCAUCCACUAGCUCUAGCUCUGGAAGUUCUGACGAAGAUGAGGUUGCGCAGCCAGCGUGUUGGAUCCCUGGUCCAGUUUGGCGCAACAUUCGAAGUCAUGUAGUACACCGCUGUUCCUCCUUCAAGAAGCAGACAAUGUGUGGUCGACUGAUAGAUGAUGCUCAUUUUGAAUAUAUGGAGGAAGGCUGCUCAACCAUCAAUGCUCGUUGCAGCAGAUGUUUCAAGGGCGAAGUGGUGUCCAGUGUCGAAGGCCUUGUAGAGGCACUUGACCAAAGCAGGUUGAAGCGCCAGAGGGCAAAGUGA